CAACAAAUCUUCAACAAAAUGAGUGCACGCAGACAGUGCUGUUCUCCAGCAAUUUUCUUGGCACUUUUCUUUGGUUUGAGUUUUGCUGAAAAAAAUCUGACAGAAUUACAAGAACGGAAUUCAACAUGUGUGAAAACACUGCUGAAAAAUUAUGAAGCACUUCCAAUUCAACUCAAAGCAAAUGAAGAUUGCAUCUGGGAAAUAAAUGGAGAAAGGCAUGGAAACCAAACCAUUCGACUAAUUUUCUCUCAAAUUCAAUUUAACCCAUUGUCCUCAUGUGACAAAGAAUAUAUAGAAAUAUAUGAUGGUCCUUCAACCAAUUCAUCUGUCUUGGGGAGGAUAUGCCAUACUGAAGAAUCUAUUCCAAUAUUUCACUCAUCCUCUUCAGCUUUAACAUUUCGUAUAUCAACAGACUCCAAAAAUUUCAUACGAAACAUCCAUGCAUUUUAUUACUUCAUUUCACCAGAAUCACCCAGCUGUGGAGGUUACCUUACUGGCCCAGAUGGAACAUUUACCAGCCCAAACUACCCCACGAAGCAUCCACCUUUUACAUAUUGUGUCUGGCAUAUAGAAACAGAACCAUAUUCCAAGAUAAAUUUAACUUUCAGUGAAAUCUUUAUAGAAAUGGAUGCGAAUUGCAAAUUUGAUUUUCUUGCCAUUUAUGAUGGUCCAACAUCUGGCUCUCCUUUAGUCAAAAAAGUGUGUGGUCGUACAGCUCCAACAUUUGAGUCUUCUUCCAAUGCUAUGACAAUUGUGCUGUCUACGGACUAUGCUAAUUCUUACAGGGGCUUUUCAGCUCACUACAGAAGUAUACCAAUAUCACAGCCUAACACAUCCCUCAGUUGUUCUUCAGACAGGAUGACAAUUACUCUCAGCAAAUUUUACUUGGCUUCACUCAACUAUAAUGCAAGUUACUUACAUCUGAAAGACCCAACUUGCAAGCCUAUUGCUUACAACCCAAUGAUAUUUUCUUUUCCACUUAACAGCUGUGGAACAGUUAAAAAGACUGAAGGUCAAAGCAUCUCUUACAGCAAUAUUGUAACUGCCUACCCAAUAGGUGAUGUGAUCACCCGCCAAAAGAAAGUUGAAAUUGUUGUGAAAUGUAUAAUGGAAAACAAUUCAACUGUAGAAAUUAUGUAUGUAACAGAAAGUGAGCAUUUAGAGAACACAAGUGCUGUAGGUAGAUACAAUCUCAGCAUGUCGUUCUAUGAAACGGAUUCCUUCUCCAAAUCAAUAAUUGAAUCUCCAUACUACGUUGACUUGAACCAAAUGCUCUAUGCACAGAUCAGCCUACAUUCCAGUGAUCCAAAUCUGGUAGUGUUUGUGGAUACCUGCACAGCAUCUCCACAUCUUAAUUCUACAUCACCAAAAUAUGAUUUAGUCAAAAAUGGCUGCACUAAGGAUGAUACUUAUGUGGCCUAUCCCAUUCUUGAGCAUUAUGGGAGAUUCAGGUUCAAAUCCUUCAGAUUCCUAGAAUAUUACCCAUCUGUUUAUCUUCACUGUGAAGUUUUAAUCUGUGACAGCAAGAAUUCUAAUUCUCGCUGCACCAAAGGCUGUAUUUCUCGGCAUAAGAGAGAGAUUUCUUCCUACAAAUGGAAAGGAGAUGCUGUGAUUGGACCUCUUAGAUUGAAAAGAGAGGAAAGUUCUAUGGAUCGCUCAGCUGCUUCUAGUAAAGUUUAUCCAGAAGAAAGCCUUAAUGCGCAGCCCCAAAUCCUAUAUAUCCUUGCACUUCUUGUGCUGGCUACAAACGUGGUACUCCUGGUUGGUCUAGCAGCAAAGCAUCUCAUCACUCGAGAAACGGGAUACAGAUACCAGAAACUGAGUUACUAACAAGGAUCUUCACCUGGCUGCUUCACAUCUACACAGCCAUGAAUGGAAUGUUCUGUUGUUUUUCUAUGAUGUUUUUCCUUAAAAGGAUAAUUUCAAUUAAAAUAAAUAAAUCAAUUACAGCAUUAAA
Molecule: messenger RNA, 1957 nt
Organism: Python bivittatus (Burmese python)
Lineage: Eukaryota; Metazoa; Chordata; Lepidosauria; Squamata; Pythonidae
Product: CUB and zona pellucida-like domain-containing protein 1
Source: RefSeq, a predicted model, not a curated record